Myripristis murdjan (pinecone soldierfish) is the source of this 3800-nucleotide messenger RNA. It is a transcript of the gene rnf20, whose product is annotated as ring finger protein 20, E3 ubiquitin protein ligase. Bases 129 to 3200 code for a protein of 1023 amino acids. Gene Ontology annotation, molecular function: ubiquitin protein ligase activity; metal ion binding. The record is from RefSeq and is a predicted model, not a curated record. Gene Ontology annotation, cellular component: HULC complex; nucleus. Lineage: Eukaryota; Metazoa; Chordata; Actinopteri; Holocentriformes; Holocentridae. The transcript has 22 exons.
GUUCGACCUCGUCUGUUAACACUUCCGUUUCCGGAAGGCAAUGCUAAGCAGCCGCAACAUCAACAUCCUCAGAUAGAGUCCGCAUAUAACAUAUUUUAAUCUAAAUCGUUUGUUGUAGGAGUGUGAGGAUGUCCGGACAGAAGCGUCCCGGUGACAGCGGCGGGCCCUCCUCCUCUGGUGCUCCUCCAGAGAAGCGGAGGGACAGGGAGGGAGGAGAGGACGGAGGCCCGGGGGUCAGCGCCGCAGCCGGGGGGAGCACAGCGGUGGAGACGGUCAUCAAACUGGGAGGAGUGUCCAACUCGGAGGAGCAAGACAUCAAAGCUCUUCAGGCUAAGAACCGGAAGCUGGGAGAGGCUCUUGAUCAAAGACAGGUGAUUGAGGAUGAACUGCGAGAGCGAAUUGAGAGACUGGAGACUCGCCAGGCGACUGAUGAUGCUAGUCUGCUGAUCCUCAAUAGAUACUGGAACCAGUUUGAUGAGAACAUACGACUGAUUAUCAGGCGGUACGACCAAUCUAACACUGAACCUGAGAAAUCUCCGGCAGCAGAGGGGCGGAGCUUAAAGCCAGAAACUCCAGAACCUGAUGGCGACUCCAAUCAGGAGAGGGCCAAAGACAGAGGCCACCAGGGAGAGACGGCCACCUCCUUCCUGGCCACGCUGGCGAGCAGCAGCAGCGAGGAGAUGGAGGCGGAGCUGCAGGAGAGGGUGGAGUCCAGCCAGAAGCAGGCCAAUCGCGUGGUGGAGAUCUACGAGAGUCUGAAGAGCACCGUGGACCAGCUGGCGACAGAGCUGGACCCCGUAGCUGAGGGCUGCUUGUGGCGCGUUGCCUCUCAGCUGAACACCCUGCUGGCCAGUGAGAAUGAGCGGCUAAAUCAGCUGACCGAGGACCUCCAGCAGAAGCACAGCCACAUGACCAGCGAGUCUCGCUCUCUUGGCCGUGCGGCAAACAAGGCUGACACACGGGUCAGUGAGCUGCAGGGUCUGAUCGAGGAGCUGCAGUGGGACAUGGAGAAGAUCCGACGUCGAGAGAACCGACUCAACGCACACCUGAGUGAAAUCCUAGAGAGGGUGAACAGUAAAGGCUAUAAGGUGUGCGGGGAGGCCAGCAGUGUUUGUGGGACCAUUACUAUUAACAAGAGAAAGUUUGAGGAAAUGAACAGUGAGUUGGAGGAGAAUCGGGAGCUGGCAGACAACCGUUUCAGUGAGCUGCAGAAGCUGCAGCAGGACCUGCAGAAUGUCAACCAGGAGAACAACAACAUGAGGGCGGAGUUGUUGAGUCGAGCGGAGGGCGUGGUGAAGGACAGUUCAGAGUAUCGCUGUCUGCAAUCCCAGUUCUCGGUGCUCUACAAUGAGUCUCUGGUCCUCAAGGCCCAGUUGGACGAGACGCGCACCCGCCUCAGCACCACAAGGACUGCGUGCCUUCGCCAGCUGGAGCACAUGGAGAAUGACGAGGUGGCCCUGCAGAGGAAGGUUCGUACAGAGGUCUUUCAGCUUGAGGACACACUGGCCCAGGUCAGGAAGGAGUAUGAGAUGCUGCGCAUUGAAUUUGAGCAGACUCUUGCUGCCAAUGAGCAAGCAGGCCCCAUUAACAGGGAGAUGCGUCACCUGAUUAGCACUCUACAAACCCACAACCAGCAGAUGAAGGGAGAGGUGGUGAAAUACAAGAUGAGACUGAGAGAAACGCAGUCUGAACUCAACCAGGUCCGGGCUAUGAAGGGCAGCACCAUCCUGCAGUCUCAGUCGAGCACAGAGAUGGACGUGAAGGAGGAGACAACCUCUCCAUCCAUCCCUGCCGUCUCUGGGGAUCCCACAGUCAAGACUGAGUCUGACAACGGCUCCACCACACCCAGCAGCACCGGUAUCACAGUGAAAAUAGAGCCUGGGACAGAGGCCGAGGCAACAGUGAAGGAAGAGGAGAAAGAGGAGAAGAAAGAGAAAGAGGAGAAGAAAGAGAAGGAAAUUGUAAAGAAAGAGGAGAAGGAAAGAGAGCGAGAGAAGGAGAGAGAGAGGCCAACCCGAAGUAGUGGGGGCAGCGCUGUGGUGAAGGAGGAGAAAGAGAAGCCAGGGAGCAGUAACCAAUCAGAGGAGUCGGUCGGGGAACGUCCAUCUGUGGUUGGAGGGCCAAAAAGGAAGGAGAUGGAACAGCUGAAGAUUGUCCGUGCUGAGCUCAAGAAAGCCCAGGAGUCCCAGAGAGAGAUGAAGCUGCUGCUGGACAUGUACCGCUCAGCACCCAAGGAGCAGAGGGACAAAGUCCAGCUCAUGGCUGCUGAGAAGAAGGCCAAGUCAGAGGGGGAAGAGCUGAGGCAGAGGCUGAGGGAACUGGAGGAGAGGGAGAGGAGGGAAGGCAAGAAAAUGGCAGAUGAAGAGGCGCUUAGGAAGAUCCGGUCCGUGGAAGAGCAGAUCGACAUCCUCAACAAGAAGCUCUCCAUAGCAAAACAGGAGGAGGACGCGCUGCUGAGCGAGAUGGACGUGACGGGCCAGGCCUUCGAGGACAUGCAGGAACAGAACAUCCGACUGAUGCAGCAGCUCAGAGAGAAGGACGACGCCAACUUCAAGCUGAUGAGCGAGAGGAUCAAGUCCAACCAGAUCCACAAGCUGCUGAAGGAGGAGAAGGAGGAGCUAGCUGACCAGCUGCUCACUCUCAAAACACAGGUUGAUGCCCAGCUGCAGGUGGUGAGAAAGCUGGAGGAGAAGGAGCGCCUCCUGCAGGGCACCAUCAGUACUGCCGAGAGGGAGCUGGCCCUCAGGACACAAGCUCUGGACAUGAACAAGCGCAAGGCCCAGGAGUCGGCAUUGCUUUCAGAGGAGGUGCGCACUCAGCUGGAGCAGGUUCAGCAGAGGCUGAGCCUGGUCAGAGAGGAGGUCAUAGAGAACAGCAUCUCCAGAGAGAAAGAGUCCUUCAAUGCCCGACGUGCACAGGAGGACAUCUCCAAACUUCGGAGGAAGAUCGAGAAGGCCAAGAAACCAGCUGAGAAAAUCAGCAACGGAGACGAGAUCCUAAAUGAAGAAAUCAAUGAGUACAAGGCACGUCUGACCUGCCCCUGCUGCAACUCCCGGGUGAAGGACGCCGUACUGACCAAGUGCUUCCACGUCUUCUGCUUCGAGUGCGUGAAAACGCGCUACGACACGCGACAGAGGAAGUGCCCCAAGUGUAACGCCGCCUUCGGAGCCAACGACUUCCACCGCAUCUACAUCGGCUAGAGCACCGAGCUGGGAUGUCCCGUAGCGGUGCAGGUUGGGGUGGGGGCAAGGAGCACAGCAUCACAGGGACUGCGAGGAACAAGACCCACCACUAGCCCCUCCCCUCCUCUAGUGUGUAUGGGAUACUACCAUUGUGAAAGUCACUCGAUGAUUCCGACCGUAUGGGGCCACAGUGAUGCUCUGAACUCAUCUCUGCUGUUUUGUUUUUGUCGGCUGAAUUCAGCUUCUCCUGUCCGGUGUUAGCUACUUCCGUUAGCCUGCUGGUCCAAAGAGAAUCCAUACAGCUGAGAUUGUGCCAGUUUGCGUAGCAUACUGAGUCUGAGGAGUGUGUGUGUGUGCGUGCAGUUAAAACCAGUGACCCAACCAGUGCGUGGAGAAGAAAAGAAGCUCAAUAGUGAGAUACUUUUGAAUGGAGCUCAACUGUCUCUGUAGUAGAUGUUUGUAUGAUGUCGCCUUAUAUGUAUGUCAUAAUUGUUCUUUUCUUUCUUUUUCUUUUUUUUUUUAUUUGAAAACUGUCUCUUAGGGCUUUAGUUUUCUCAUAUUUUGAAUUGAUGCUGUGUAAUUGCUGCUGUGCUAGUUAUUAAACUGCCAUCAAAAGUG